Molecule: messenger RNA, 7472 nt
Organism: Heterotrigona itama
Lineage: Eukaryota; Metazoa; Arthropoda; Insecta; Hymenoptera; Apidae
Source: the annotation of a GenBank genome assembly
AUGAGAAACGGGACGAUAACUACACGUGCUGAUGUUUACGCGGAAGAAAUUCCUUGCACAUCUGACAGGUAAAAUUUUCCAUUCUUGAAACAAAUAAUCGAAUAGCAUUCUAAUCUCUUUAUUUUCCUUGCGAUACUAGAACUUCAUCGUGUCGUUAACACUUGCAUAAUCGUCGUCAAAAUAGGCUGCUGCCGAGUUUCUUUAAACUUGCACUUAGAGUAUUUGUGUAAUUACGUUCAUCUUGAACAGUGAUUUUAUGAAAUAUCUCGAAUUUUUAUGAAAUGCACUACGUUGGAUUUGAAGACAUUCUAUCUGACGAAUAUGUUUCUUUACUCUCUCAAUCUCUGAGAAACAAGUUUUCUGUACGUAAAUGCAAAUAAUAAUUGAAACUAAUAUUCAUGUACAUAGUUGUGUGCGUUAAUCUCUAAUCUACUAAUAUGAGAUUGCUCAAGAUUUAUUUAAUCUAAUGUACAAAAAACCGAGAUAAUAUAAAAAAUAUUCAAAGUAUGGUAUUACAUAAAGUGCUAACAUUGGCAUUGUAAAAAUUUUAAUUUGCACGAGUCAAAAUAGUGACUCUUCUAAUUUAUUGAUAUUAGAUAAUUGCUCUCUUGUUAGUAAUAUUGAUAUAACGUACAUGGAGAAAUUCGUACCAAUCAGUGUUUAACAUUCUGUCUCUUUUCAUCGAAUCUUAAUAUCUCGUGUCAAACGCUUUGUGGUGUCGAGUAACUUCCACGAAGGUAAAGAUGUAAUUUAAUCUGUCAUCUUUGAAGGUAAAAGAAAUAAGCAUGCAUGUGUGUGUGUCAGUAACACGUGUUAAUACUAUACUUUCAAACAUAACAUUCGUUUUCAGAUAUAAACAUAUGCAAUUUCUAUUUUUCAUGGAAAUGAAGAAAAAUCAGAUUUUAUGAUAUAUAUUGGAUCAAAACUAAUACAUAUUUAAGUAUCUAUGAACAUUUUAUGUUCAUUUUUAAAUGUACGUUGAAAAACAGUUUUUAAAAGUAUUUCUUGAAAACUUCUUGGCGAUACGAUAUAUUGAAUAAUUAUAUUAUUUAAUCGUACGUAUUUAUAUUGUACAAGAUUGGAAUUAGUAAAUUUCUAGUAAAUUUUUUUCAAAAACUAUCGACACGAGAGGUUUCAUUUUUUUCUGUGUCCAUUCUACUUUAAAACCGGUUUUACGUAGGCUUGCUUAUACAUUAAAAGAUAUAAUGAGACUAACUGAAGAGAACGUCCCUCGGCGAAAUCUCAUUAUGUAUCAGCAGAAAAGUUAAUGAUAUUAUACGCAAUACAUUACAAUAUUUGCAAAGUACGAUAAAAUUGAUAUGUUAUUGAUAUGUUAUCUCUGCUUAUGUAAAAAUCCAAAAGUAUCUUCACUUUAAAUUAUAACAGUAUUCUGUGGGGAGAGAGAUAGAAAGAGAAAAAAAGAUCAGGAUGUUAUUACUGUAAAUAAUUAUUUUCAGUAGCUUUUAAUAUUUUUCUAGUAAGUUUCGUAUAAUGUUAACAAGGAACUUCAUAACGACACAUGAGAAAAAAAAUUAACGAUGGUAAAAAUACAUCCGGUCCUUAAUAUAUUAAGCAGUGGGAAUAUAGUGACAAGGGGAGAAGGGUACAUUAGUUUCGACCAAUACGUAUUCAAUUUACGUUUGCAUUUUGAAUUGUGUCUAUAAUAUAAUAUUUUUAAUCGUUAAAUUAUAUUGAUAUAUUACUUUAAAAAAUUUUACAUUGCAAUACAGUGUAUAAGAAAUGAAGAAAUAUUUUGAGAAAGAGAACAAAGAAUCUAAUAUAUGUUAGAUAGUAGUAGAUAAAAGUUUGCUUCGCGACAUAUGCGCCCAUUACUAUGUCAUAAUGUUUUGCGUUGAAAAUAACCUUCUAAUAAAAUUAUUAUAUUCCCAUUACGUAAUAAUUAGAUAUCAUCCUUGAUAAUUAGAUACUCGUCCAAUCGUGCAUGACGCACGAGGCAACAAUCUCACAACUUUUCUUAGUGCGCUAUUAAUGAAAUAAAUAGAUAAUUUUUUUGCUUAAAAUUAUCGACAAAUGCUAGAAUGUUCAUCUCAAAUGGAAAUUCAUAGAAAUUUUCGUAGAGAAUCGAAAGCCAGUUGGCAAUUAUCACUAGUAAUUUAUUGCUAGUUAAUCUUUUUCAAAUUCGCCUCGUUGGCGAAAUUUUUUCCAAAAUCGUGCAUGUUAACGAGUUUUUCAAUGUAACGCGAUACUUUGAAAGUUAGCAGUUGCAUCGCAUAACUCUUCCGCGAAAUAAAUCGACGACGCUAGGAAUGAUGUGCGAUGCUACAUCGUUUGAUCUCUAUUGAAAUGACAUAACAUAAUUGAUAAUUAAUAUGAAAUAAUCUCGUUCAAUAUUUCAGUGCAAAUACCCCACUGUGCGCCGUUCACCCGGCAAGCUUCGUCUCUACCUCACCUGCUCCCCCUUUAGCUCGUAUGGUGCUUCGCUUGUCUCUUGCCAGUCUUUCGUGUGCUGCGUGCUCGUCGUUCGUCGAAAUUGAGAUGCUACGUAAUUUCGGCCUUGCGUACCGUCAUUUGUGAAUGUAAACAACUGUAAUCAAGUCAAAUACGUUCCGAUAAUUGUCUCGUUGAUCACGAAGUUAUGCGUUUUAAGAAUCCGUUGCCACAGCGUGGCUCUUACGAGUAAGUUCAGCAAAAGCCGAUCCGCCAGAUUUCGAGGUUAAGCAUUUCUUUUCUCACCCUUUGUCGUUCUCUCCCAGAGCCGAUCUCGACUCUCUGUUUCUCUCGUUCCUUUGCUUCUCCGAUCGAUUUUGAAACUUCCCUGCAUUUUCUCAUUUAUUUGUCGACUUUAUUAGAUAAUCGCUUUGUUCUCCUCUGAGAAAUUCCAGAAAUCUGAAUUCUAUAUUUUUAAGGAUAAUUUUGGUCGAUCUUACAUUAUCAUUUGUAGAAGAUAAUUUUUAGAAAACUAGUAUCCACUUGUAUCCACUUCUCUAUCUAGAGUAGUAUCCACUUGUAUCCACUUCUUUAAUAAAUCGUAGAGAAAUCGGUAAGUGAGUUGCCCUUCGCAACAGCAACAAGAUAAGUGGCUUUCAAUUGCAAUCAUGAAAAUUCUAUUCUAUUGAAUUCAAUAAUAUACUCAUAGUCAGUGCAGUUCGACUUGGAAAUAAUUUUUUUCUUUAUCACAUAUAAUGGGGCGCUGCGUAGCCUUCGUACGUAAACACGUAUCGCAAGAAAUAAUUAGUUCCAACUGUGUGACCAAUAUUUGAAAUCCGAAUAAUUUCGUUGUUUAUACCUUACAUUUCCACAAUUCUAAUAAUAAAUUUUUCGCUUACGUAAUUUCUGAAAAGUGAUACUAAUCCCGCCUGCGGUUUUGUGAAACUUUCAUUCAGCGGACAUUCUUUUUAAGUUGUCCCCAAUAAGAUCCUUUUACUUUACAGAUAUUGUUGUGCCGUAUCACGUAUCGGGGAAUUUUAUUUGAAAAUACUCAAACGAACGUAAUAUACUCUAUGAUACAUUAUUAUCUGAUUUGUUAAUUAUGAUAUGUUAAUUAUUGGAGAGGAAUUAUACAUUCUGUUACGCGCGUUGUUUCCUUGAAUUUCUAUACGUGGAUCGUGCUUACAGCCAUAGGUUAAAAGUGGUGGGGGUGAUUUUCGUUGGAGAAUACGGUCCUGCGGUCCACACGAAAAGUACAGCCAGACGUAAAAGUUCUCGUGUGCUCUUUAAAUUUGAAAUACUAUUUGUGACAAAGAUUUUGUUUAUCCAACAAUUUUUUCACCAUUCUGCUUAAAUGUGAAUGUAAUAGAAAUUCUGCAAAAGAAAGUACGUUUCCUUGUUUCUUUUAAUAGCGUAAUAAGCGUGAUACAAAGUUCAAUGCAAACUUUUAUAUCCGACACAUACGGUACUGCUUCGCUAACUGGCCACAAGUUGGAUUUUAACUGGUUCGAUCGAGGGAUGCAUAUCUCGAGAAUCGAAGUAUCGAGUAUCUUUCUUUUUUAUUUUUUGAUUGAACAACACUGAUCUAUCGAUAUCUGACAUACUUGUAUACGUACUUGUAUACUAUAUAUGUAUAACAUCAGAUGCUUCGAGAAAUAGUGGGGAUAGAAAUGGCCGCUUAACGAAGCAGAAUUCCGACCAUUUAAGUGUAUUGUGUACACGCGGGAUGGGACAGUAUUAGGAGAAAGAUCGAGCAGUUCAACGUGGAUUCUCAAACGUGACACGUUCGUGUACCCGAGCAGUGUAUUUUUAUUAUUCAUAACAAAUAAUUUUUUAAAUACACACACACACACAUAUAGUGUAUUGAUAAAAUUCUAGUAACUUUAUCCAUGCAAAUGAUACAGGUGCACUUUUCGCUUGCGCCACUGACUGAUCUUGAAUACGUGUUAUUUGCGAUCUUGAAUUUGGUGUUAUUUAUGAAUGACUUUCUUUUGCAAAGAUAAACUAAUUCUCCUCUUUUGAUCUCUAUUGUCUUUGAUUACAUCAAUCUCUUGCAUAGGAUGCUAGUGAGGGGAAGAAAAGAAGGUUCACAAUAAUUUGCUGUGUAAUUCUCGAUAUUGUAGCAGUUCAAUUAGAGCUUAAAAAUAGUUUACUUCUUAUUAGUUUGUAACUGAAGUGUUUCUUUUUUCUUCUUUUUUUUUUAUAAUUCCUCUAUUUCUCACUUCUUUCAGUUUCGUUCUUAGAAUCUUAUGUAAAGAAAUCAUGCUAAUAAUGAACUCUCGUUCCGGUUAACGAACAAUAGUGGUUCGAGUAUCGAGAUAACUAUCGAUGUUAUCGAGCUAUCGUAAGUAGAAUUGGAUUUUUGUCGAUUGUUUCUACACGCAACUGAGAAAGUAACGAUCAACUGAGAUACAGCAAGAUUGUCUUGACUAUGCUAAUGAAUUUGUACUUCUGUUAUUUGUCCGUUUUAAUGAGUUUUUAUUUCGUGAUGUAACGUCUUUUUAUGUCUGUCUUCUUUUAAAUUUUUUCUUGUAGAAGUGUACUUUGCUCUUGUAAAUUCUCAAACGUGUGUAAAUGUUACCAGUUGGAACAUGUAAUCUCACGUGUGCAUGAACGUAAUCUCUUUUAAUUCUUUAUUUUUCGUUUAAUGUAGAUCAGAAUUCAUUGUCGAGCGGUCUAACAAUUUCGAUUACGAAACUUACAAUUUCGUGCUUCUUUUGUGUGUGAAAAUUAUCGUGUUUGGUACAUGUACAAAGCUCGGUCGUUUCAUUAUAACCAAAUACGUUUCAAUGCAUGCAGUUCAUCAGUAGAAGCUGUUACCGCUAUUACCGGCCUCGAUUAGUUGCAAAUAUUUGCAAAUAUUUGUCGCCGUUUCUUUCUCGAAGGUUCUUAUGAAGGAAAUAAUUUCUUUUUAUUUUGUAGAUCGAAAUAACAAAAGUAAAGCCCGGGAACUCCUUUGAAUGUUAUAUUUUCUUGUUCGUUCAGUUGUUCCUCUUGUCGCGACGUUCAAAUAUCGCGCGUUUAAUCGCGGCAUGUAAAAUUGCAUUUGACUUUGAUCGGAUCGAGAAAUCGAUAACCGAAAGUGUGAUCAGUGACAUGUGAAACUUGAUAUAUAAAACAGGAGGAGAGACGCGACGCUUUGCUCGCUACGUUGAUGGAAAAGAAAAGACAGAUUCCCGAGGCGGCGAGAAAUUCUUACGUGAAAUGGCAUGAUUCUAAUCGGCCGAAAUCCACGAAAUACCCGCAAAAUGGCCAAGCAAAUAUCCUUUUAUUCGACUCUGACGUCCGAGGAAAAGAGUAGAAUGCAUCCGUGUAUGAGAGCUAGGUGGUACGUCUUCUUCUUUACACUUUCUAUCAAAUACUUAAAUAGAUAGAAGAGAUGGGGGGGAGGGGAGAAAAAAAAAUGGAAACCCCUUUGUAGGGGCCACCCGUCCGAUGAAAAGAUGUUGUACUCGUCUAUAUUGUCGUCGUUCAUAAAUAUUUUUGUGUUCGAACGAGCAAAUUCCAAUAAUCACACAGUGCUAGGUUUGUGUAUGUAUUAUGUCAAGAUGUGUAUAUAGUAGUAACUGUGUUGUCACAGUAAAUCACAAGAUAAAUAAAGAACAAAAACCAUACGAUUCAUUACGGGAAGCAAGCAUUCAACGUCGAGUUAAGAUUUUUUUGGUGCAUUGCGAUAAGCACGAGCAAGACUAACUUGAGCUGAAUAGUAAAAAGACCAGGGUCAACUGCGUGACAAGUUUGAAUAAUAGAGGCACUAGUUGACCAGAUCAACGGAUCGAUGUCUUACGUGAAUUUAACUUAUGAAAUCUUACUUGAAUUUAACUUAUGAAAAUCGUUAAUGCAUGAUAAUAUACCUUUCGAGUUCUUCCAUGCAGCUUUUUACAAAUAUUACACCUGCUAGCUUUUAUAUCCUAUAUGCCAAGUAUCGUUUUCCGCAACCAACAAUGUUCAUCAAUUGUAAAAUUCAUCAAAACUCGUAAAUCUCGCAUUUUAUGCAAUACAAUUUCUUACACUAGAAUAAUCACUUCCAAAUUUUAGAACAUUUUAUUUGAAGCAAUCUUGGAAUUGCACGUUGGUGUUUCUCAUGACCUAAGGUACCAACGUAAGAUCAUAACCUAAGGAAGAUGUUUAACCUGACUUUGGCCACUGAGUUGCAAAAUAAUUACAAACGAAAAAGUUCUUUUUAAUAUUUUGCACUUGAAUCUUAAACUACACGUAUUUCAGUAAAGAUUUUCCAGAUUUUUUACGUAUUUAAAGUCGAUCACACGAAAAUCACACAAUGAAUCUAUAAAAGACACCUGAGUGAAUGUGUAGUGGUAGUAAAAACCUCUUAACAGGGGAAUUAACUUUGAUUCACAUAAAAAUAACUUGUUUCACAAUGAGGAUUUUUUUCCUUCGCAGUGAGAAGUUAUAUUAUUACGCCUAAAGUAAUAAAAGAAAAGAAAAUCGUUGACUAUUUAUUUUGACAAAAUAUUUUAUGACAUAUUAAGCAAAUAUAUAAAUUCCUUAAAUAAAAUAUUAUCACACAUUACUUUUAAAAUUUUCACGACGAAAAAUGUCGUCAUGCAGUUAUCUUCCUGGUAUGACGAAAUAUUUCGCCUUAACCAGUUAAGAGGUUAAAGAAAAAUGUGUUAUUCUAGGAUCAAAGCGAGAGAGUUAGCUAUGUUAAAAUAGAAAUCGAAAAGAAUCUAAAUCUGAAUCUGAAUCUGAAUCUGAAUCUGAAUCUGAAGAAAGUUUCGUUUCACAGUGUCAUCAUGUCGAACGAUUCACCCCCACCGCUGCAGACUUCUAUACCUUUGGUAGACUACGACAUACCAGAUGAAGCAUGUUCUGGUAAAAUCACACCGACCACACCUACUACUCCGGUGACAAAUAAAUUGAACGCUAACACCGAUACCGAGGUGAUUGAGAAUGCAGUGCCGAUCACGCAGACGGUGCUGCCAGUGCCUGAACCACAGCCGAAAAUCGAGAGGAAUGGGAUUGACUUGGAGGCAACUAAACCAGUCACUCAGCCUGAAACCGACUCCUGCGUUGUAGAUUGUAUAUACUUCACGCAGCAGUGCUGUGAGUGUGUAAUAUUUUAA